AUGAGUGCUGUGCUCACAUUAUUCAGCUGCCAGAUAACGAGAGUUUUAGAUAACAGAUACAAAAUUACCGGAAAAGAGAUCCUUCGGAUAAUAUUCAACAUAAAUGAGGUAAUAAAAGCAAAGUUCUGGCGUGCAAUUCAUUGGAUUAUCUCAUCAAAGUAUAGAGGCUUUUUUGGUGGCCGUGUUGACUGCAUGAUAGUUUACCCAAUGAAGGAAGCUAGUGCAGGAGUAAAAGUUACCAAGUGGAUCAUGAAAGAGUACGGGUUAAGAGGAGAUAGACUGUAUCUUUUAGGGUACUACAAUAAAGAGCAGGAUUGCUAUGAAAUAAAUUUGUUGAACAAGAAACCAAAGAUGGCGCUUCUUAGAGUUGAAUACGAUGAGCAACAUGACAAAUUUAUAUAUUCAUGGCCUGACAAGAAAGAGUCUUUCUCUUUACCAACAGAGGUCGAUGAGGUAUUUGUUAAAAAAUGGAGCAGUACCGGAUUAAAAGAGGUUACUAUCAAGACGUAUGCAUCGUAUACAAGAGGCAUUUGCUUAGAUAAAUUUGUGAUUCCGGAAUCAUUAAAGAAGGCGAUGGGUUUACCGGAAAAUACGCAACUCCUAUGUUCAAUAAAGGGAAAGCCAUGCACAAUCGGCGUUCCAAAGCAUAGAAAGAUAACCACAAUUUUUCAAGCAUACUAUCCUCUUCUUAUAUGUUCAAAUGAAAGUAUGGAAACUUUGAGGAAAAGAAACUUAGAUUCUUCUUACGAUUUGAAGAUGGCUGCUUUCAGGCCAAAUUUAAUUAUUAAAGAUGUUCCUUAUCCGUUUUAUGAGGACUACUAUGAAUAUUUUGAUCUGAUUUCAAAUACUGAUCGCAACACUCGACACACAUUUAAAGCUCCAUUAAGAUGUAUUCGAUGCUCUCUCCCAAAUGUAGACUAUGAAAAAGGAAGCAUGAAUGAAAAUGGUGUUAUGACGAAAACACUAGCCAAGUUCAGAAGGGUUGAUGAAAAUUAUCCAUAUGAGACCUGCUUCGGGAAAUAUGCUGUUAGCCUGGAUGAUAAUUUUACAAUUGAAAAGGGUGACCAUUUGGAUGUUCUUUUGAAACAAGUGACCUAUUGGAAGGAAAAUCCAUACAAAAAACAGGAUCGAAAACAGGUCGAGAAAUCAUGGAUUGAAGAAGAGGAACAUCAAUAG
Messenger RNA from Brettanomyces bruxellensis, 1176 nucleotides. RefSeq lists its product as uncharacterized. NCBI's taxonomy places the organism in Eukaryota, Fungi, Ascomycota, Pichiomycetes, Pichiales, Pichiaceae. Gene Ontology annotation, molecular function: pyridoxal phosphate binding; catalytic activity; molybdenum ion binding. Bases 1 to 1176 code for a protein of 391 amino acids. The record is from RefSeq and is a predicted model, not a curated record. The transcript has a single exon.